Molecule: messenger RNA, 1000 nt
Organism: Mycetomoellerius zeteki
Lineage: Eukaryota; Metazoa; Arthropoda; Insecta; Hymenoptera; Formicidae
Product: acylphosphatase-2
Exons: 3
Coding region: 322-639 (105 amino acids)
Molecular function (GO): acylphosphatase activity
Source: RefSeq, a predicted model, not a curated record
AAUAUAAGAAUAGAUCAGUCUCUGCAGCAAAAGGAUCGAUCACGUUUGGAUCAAUGUCAGUGGUGGGGUGAAAAGAGAAAUCUAUUUGGAGAGACUUAUUGCGACGGCGCGCAAUAAGAAUUAGUUAGCUUAGCAAGGUGAGCCGUGAAGCUAAAAAGGUGAAGCAUCCAAUCCAUCUAGAACGAGAACGAGUGUCUGAUUGAGCAGAAUCUGUUCAACGUACAUACCUGGUGUGACCUGGUGUGACCGCGGAUUAACUUUGUUACUUUCGACACUAGAAUAUUGACGCGAAUUUUGCCAUCUCAUUCAAUCUCGAACGGGAUGCAGGCGGCUGAUGAUCCCCUCUGCCAGGAACCUUUAGUGUCCGUCGAGUUUGAGGUUUUCGGAAAAGUGCAGGGUGUAUAUUUUCCAAAGUACGUGAGGGAUAUAUGCUUGCAAUUGAAAAUCUGUGGUUGGGUGAAAAAUAGUAAAACUGGCACGAUCCUUGGAAAGAUGCAAGGACCUCGAGCGCUUGUCGAUCAGAUGGCACAGUGGUUGACAUCAGUGGGCAGUCCAGGUAGUGAGAUACAUCACUGCGAGUUUACAAAUUGGGAAACUGUUACAAAGCAGCAAUAUCAAGGUUUCAUGAUUCGUUUCUAAGAAUAUAACGCACAAUCGAACAUGUAUGUUUAAAUUCUAAUAUUAAUGCACACUAAUUUGAUUUGCAUGUGGUAUAAGAUAUGCUCAAAAAGUUCCAUAACAUCUGGAACAGUUGUACGAUAAAUGUACAAAAUAUUUUAUUUUGACACUUUACGUACGAUAAGAUUGAAACACAAUAUCUUUUUAUGUAUUUUUAAUAAAUUAUACGUCUCUUAUAAAAAUUUUCAAAACACGAUUAUUUAUAAGGAUACAUAGCCGAGACGAAUGUUACAUUCGAUAAUUACAAUGUUAAUUAGAACAUUUAUAAUUUAAAUUAAUGACAACUCAAUGCAUACAGAUUCUUAAAAAUUUAUACACAUAU